AUGGACUUUAUAAAGAACUUGAAAGAUAUCUCGCAAUCACUCGUAAAUGCGCCAAUAACGGGACCUGGGGAGAAUGAGGACAGAUCCAGUCACUCACUAUCCCAGAAUCAUGCACCAAGUUCCGUUAAGAGCGGCAGCCGUGGCGACAAAGGCGAGAAUGAUGUUGCUGAUAGUGCAUCACCCAAUAAAACUAGAAGGAAGAAAUACGCUCCUGAACUUCUUGUGAUUGUCAGACCACCUCCACACAUAUCCAACAACCCAAUGAACCUCCAAAUACAGCUCGUUACUCCAAAGUCUAAUCGACAGUCAACUGCAUCCGAUGGCGAUCUAUCUAGAUCAUCUUCCAUACACUCGGACCAUUCCCUUGGUCAGGUCUCAAAUCUAAGCCUUCACAGCACAACCUCACAGAUAACUUCCGGUGGCAGAAAAUUAAUCCCAUUGUACAAUCUACAAUACCACAACGUUCUCACUACUGCCAUCACUGAUGCAGGCACUGACGCCCGUAUCGCUAGGUUCACUAAACGCGGUCUCGAUAUUCAAAAUCUCAUUAAUUUGGAAACUGAGGGCGUCCUUGAUGACACUUUGUCUACUACUUCUACCAAAAAGUUCUCCCUCGAUAACUUGUUCAAGUUAACUAAAGACAAGGGUAGCGCUUUGGAUAAAACUCCGAAUCAAGAGGAGUACACAUGGAAUGUCAAACGCGUCAUGAAAGGCAAUGAUGAAAUCAUAGAGGAUGAUGCCCUACGGUUUUUGUGGCAGAAAAAGACCGACAGUACCCCAACUUCCGGUGACAAUUCGAGAAGAUCAUCCAUUAGUCAUUCUCAGUCAUCGAGACCAAAUUCAAAGCCUAAUUCGAAACCUAAUUCAACAAUUGACACCGAUAUAGAUAGAGAGGACGAUGAGACGCCGUGGAAAUUCUACGCGCUGUCCAAACACUUUGAGAGGGUUCAUUUAGGUACUAUCCACCCGGCACCUCAUCAUCCAAGGAUAGUGGGACAGCUAAAAGUACCAUUUCCGCUCCCAAGUGUACAAUUACCAAAUACCAACAUCAACCUGUCUCCAGAAGACCUCAAAGAUAUCCUUUCAUGUACUGGUUUGUGGCUUGUCAUCAAAGAAGAGUUUGGCGGUCUUGAUAAGCGUAGAAAAGGCGAUGGGUGGAGAAUAACGUAA
This is a messenger RNA of Wallemia ichthyophaga EXF-994, 1170 nucleotides long. RefSeq lists its product as uncharacterized. The transcript is spliced from 2 exons. The coding region runs from base 1 to 1170 and encodes 389 amino acids. NCBI's taxonomy places the organism in Eukaryota, Fungi, Basidiomycota, Wallemiomycetes, Wallemiales, Wallemiaceae. The record is from RefSeq and is a predicted model, not a curated record.